Chaetomium fimeti is the source of this 945-nucleotide messenger RNA. RefSeq lists its product as uncharacterized. Bases 1 to 945 code for a protein of 314 amino acids. The record is from RefSeq and is a predicted model, not a curated record. The transcript is spliced from 2 exons. Lineage: Eukaryota; Fungi; Ascomycota; Sordariomycetes; Sordariales; Chaetomiaceae.
AUGUUCGGUGGACAGCUGAACUUUGCGAGCGGCUCAGACGAGUGCGGUUGGGACUUGAAGGCCCGGGCCGGUCUCCGCCAUUGGCUGAGUGCUCUGGUGCUUACAACCAAAUAUGCGGCCGUUUUCGACUGGGAUCUCCUGUUCCUGACCAUCUACGAUCAAGAGGGCAAGGAUCUCAUCUAUGGGACGCUCAUCUCUCGCGGGGGGCCCGAUGCAAACAAACUCCGAAAGGCCUACCUCGGCUGGCUGAUGGAAGCGUUCAAUAACGACGGCGACUGCAAACUCGAUAAAAUUCCCGCCGGUGGCUCAGGCAAGGGUGGCUCUGGAGGCACCUCGGGUGGUCCGGGUGGAGACACCUCGGGUGAGGGGGGAGAUGGUGGUCCGGGAGGAUCGGGGGGAGGGUCGGGACCUCCAGGAAAAGACUCCGACAACACCAGGGUGCUUCGGACGAGGAACGACGCUGGUUAUGUCGACGCGAAGAAGGCAGCGGCAGCACCCGGGAAGACGGCAGCACCCGGGAAGACGGCAGCACCCGGGAAGACGGCAGCGCCCCGGCCGGGGAAGCCCACCUCCGCGCACCCCGCGAGGCCUUCCACCCCCACCAGCCGCACCGUCAAGCCAGCCACUGCCACCAACCCCGCGACCACCACUCUGCCGCACAGAAACCUGCAGGGCAACCAAGGCGCGCAGGGAAACCAAGGCGCCAACAACGCCCGCCGGCCGGCCCCGCCCGCGCAGCAACAGCAGCAGCAGCAGCACAAGCAACAGCACAAGCCCGCCCACCCGCCGCAGGGUCAGCCGCCGCCGGCCGGACAAGCCCCGCGGGCCAAGACCAAGGCCGCCCCGCCGCAGACGACGACGACGAGGGCCGCGCCGGUCCAGAAGAAGGCUCCGCCCCGGGCCGCCGCCAGGACGGAGCAGGGCGCCGGGUCGCAAGGUCGCUGA